AGUCAGUUCAGUGGAGUGACGCAGACAGCGUCAUCACCAUCACCAUCACUACCAUGUUCACUACCCAGUGAGCUACUGUCCUGUGCUGAACAUACACACCAAUGUCAGCCUAAAUAUGCUAUAUGAUUGAAUCAUCUCUGCUGCACGGUGGCCUGGGGCUGAUGUCAGGCGCUGCAGGCAAGAAACAUGCAGCAGAAACGCAACAUUCAGAUCAUAGAAUGGGAGGACUUGGACAAACGCAAGUUCUACUCCUUUGGAGUAUUCAUGACCAUGGCCAUCCGCGCCACGGUCUACCCGGCCACGCUGAUCCGCACCAGGCUGCAGGUUCAGAAGGGGAAAUCGCUCUACUCUGGGACCUACGAUGCUUUCUGUAAAAUUCUCAGAGCUGAAGGUCUGAGAGGACUUUACAGGGGCUUCAUGGUGACCACGUUCACACUCAUAUCAGGGCAGGCAUACAUAACCACUUACGAACUGGUAAGGAAAUAUGUUUCCAACUAUUCUAAGGACAAUACGCUGAAGUCAUUAGUGGCGGGAGGCUCAGCGUCAUUGGUGGCCCAGAGCAUUACUGUUCCCAUAGAUGUCAUAUCACAGCAGCUCAUGAUGCAGGGCCAAGGGGAGCAUCUAACCCGCUUUAAAAUUAAACCUGAAACAGCAUUGGAAGCAAAGCACCCUGUAUUUUUCGGCCAGACGAGAGACAUUAUUGGGCAGAUAUUUGCUGCGGAUGGCAUUCGUGGGUUCUACCGAGGAUAUGUGGCAUCUCUCCUCACAUACAUCCCCAACAGUGCUGUUUGGUGGCCGUUUUACCACUUCUAUGCAGAACAGUUGUCUAAGAUGGCUCCCAGUGACUGCCCUCAUCUAGUGCUGCAGGCAAUGGCUGGACCUCUGGCGGCUGCCACUGCCUCUACUGUCACCAACCCCAUGGACGUCAUCAGGGCCCGGGUUCAGGUGGAGGGCAGGACAUCAGUCACUGAGACUUUUAACCAGCUGAUCAGAGAGGAAGGAUUCUGGGGGAUGACCAAAGGCCUCUCUGCUCGCAUCAUAUCUUCAACGCCCACAGCAAUAGUCAUGGUGGUUGGUUAUGAAACUCUCAAAAAGCUUAGCUUACGACCAGAGCUGGUUGACUCCCGCCACUGGUAAAAAAAAAAAAAAAGAAAAGAAAAAAGAAACUUUAGAGUGUCUGUCAACUUCCCUAUGACUCUUCCACUCCACCUUAUUGUUCAUUUUUGCCUUUUAAAUCUCCUGCCUUGUGAUGCUUCAGUGUGACACUGCUGAUUGCUUUUUUUUAAAUUUUAUUUAAUAGUAACAAUGCAGCUUUUGAGCUCUUUGUUACUUUCUGUUAAUAGGGAAAAAUGCUGCUCAGGUUUGUAAUCGGUGUAAGAGGCACAACAGUUUUUCUUGAAUGAAUUUUUAAAACAUAUGUGAUCAAACAGAUUGAAUGUUUUAGUAAAAGAAAGUAUUUUGUGACUUUAAUUUAUUGCUCGUUGUAUAAGUGGUAGUUUAAAUGUCUUCAGUCAUUUAUUUUCAGUAGGAUAUAAACAAUAUUUCUUUUAAGAUAUUUCAUUCAGAGAACUCACUUCAUUCAGCUGUCACCGCAAUAGCAUUUUAUUCAUUGUAGUACAGUUUUUAUCAUACUUUCUUAAGUUUAUGUAACUAGAUCAUCUCAUGUGUACAAUGUUUACCUCUGAAUAUGCUUUUCAUAGUUUUUGUGUGGUGCUGGGAUGUUUUAAGUUGCCAAAGUUGAGUGAAUAUUCAAGGAAAAUCUCUUGAUAACCUUUGCUGAAGAUGAAUAAUUAAAACCCAAAACUGACUGUAAAUAUAUCAAGUUAUAGUUAUCUGUCUGUGUCCUUCAUAGUUCUCCCAAAUAUGAAAAUGUACUUACCGUUAGGUCAUUUUUCUUUCUUCAGUGGGACUCAUGAGGCACUGUUUAGCAGAAAGUUUGAGUUGUUCUCGAUUAGGGGCUGUCAAGCUCUAAAAAGGACAAUUUAGCAUCAUAACAGUACAUCAAAUAAAUAUCCAUGUGACUUG
Molecule: messenger RNA, 2025 nt
Organism: Megalobrama amblycephala (Wuchang bream)
Lineage: Eukaryota; Metazoa; Chordata; Actinopteri; Cypriniformes; Xenocyprididae
Gene: slc25a44b
Product: solute carrier family 25 member 44b
Exons: 4
Coding region: 187-1137 (316 amino acids)
Biological process (GO): branched-chain amino acid catabolic process
Cellular component (GO): mitochondrion
Molecular function (GO): branched-chain amino acid transmembrane transporter activity
Source: RefSeq, a predicted model, not a curated record